Messenger RNA from Eruca vesicaria subsp. sativa (arugula), 402 nucleotides. NCBI's taxonomy places the organism in Eukaryota, Viridiplantae, Streptophyta, Magnoliopsida, Brassicales, Brassicaceae. The record is from the annotation of a GenBank genome assembly.
AUGGGACUCUUUAUAGCCCACAAUAACUACCAUCCUACGUCGCAAUGGGAUUUUCCAAAAAAUUCUGGUGCUGAACGUGAAGCUGCAGAUCAGUCUGUUGAGGCAUAUAAAGGUACUUGGGAUUGUAAGGAAGCUGCAGAUCAGUCUCUUGAGGCAUAUAAGGCUGCUGAAGCUGCUGCAGAGACUGGUUUAGCACCCACACAUCAUGUUAGACUUGGCCUAGCAUUGAACUUUUCUGUUUUCUACUAUGAGAUCUUAAACUCUCCUGAAAGUUUGACACUAUGUGUUUAUACAGCGCAUGCCAGUUGGCUUAAGCCAGCAUUCGAUGAUGCAAUAGCUGAACUUGAUAGUCUCAACGAGGAAUCAUACAAGGACAGAACUCUUAUCAUACAGCUAACUUAG